Molecule: messenger RNA, 1212 nt
Organism: Ophidiomyces ophidiicola
Lineage: Eukaryota; Fungi; Ascomycota; Eurotiomycetes; Onygenales; Onygenaceae
Exons: 3
Coding region: 1-1212 (403 amino acids)
Biological process (GO): protein phosphorylation; telomere capping
Cellular component (GO): CST complex
Molecular function (GO): single-stranded telomeric DNA binding; protein kinase activity
Source: RefSeq, a predicted model, not a curated record
AUGAAUCCGUACGAAGCUAAUCCAAACAAGAUUCCUGAAAAUGACCGCUUUGCUGACGUCCCCUUAUAUGGGCGUUAUUAUCCUCGGCCAGAUGACUUCAGGCCCGAUCCACAAUACAUCAAUUCUACAUCACCAGAGUCACUCCAGUACUGGGAAGGUGUGCUGAAAAUGUGCGAUAAGACUGUCCGCAUUUUCGAAAAUCAGAAUGGCGGGAGAGAUGUCUUUGCUUUAGGCAGCGUCAUCAUUAAAUCAUGCCAUUUGAACAGCCGUGGCUGCCGCGAUUACUCAUUAGCUGAUCAAAAUGAAGUGAAGGCCAUAGGGCUAAUCCGACAUUGGGAUGUUCUGGUACAAUCACGUAUUCCGGGGGUGGGGCUGAAUGUUGCCUGGCAAUACCUGACCACUGCCGAAAAACAUUCAUUCAAAAGCCAAGCCCGGGGAUUUCUUAGACAAAUAAGCUCUUUACCAUCUCCAUUUUCAGGACCCUCUUAUAUUUUACCGGACCCAGAUCCAAUUAUCCACCGGGGCAUCCGGAAACUAGAAGCCAGUUUGCUUUUUGGGGGAACUGGCAAUCUCGAACUCAUGCAUAAUGACCUGACUCCUUCAAAUAUUAUCGUGGAUGAUGGUAGGAUCGUUGGUGUUGUGGACUGGGAGAUGGCCGGGUAUUUUGGAUGGCAGAGAGCUGCGGAUGUUCAUGUGUCAAUUAGAAUGCCAAAGCGAGAGAACUUUGCUCAGCUGGACCUUGAAGAAGAUUUUCUUCAAGAUAUUCUGUUUUGGAAUGAUUUAUAUGCUAUUGACGGACCUUCAAGUGGAAAAAGUGAUGAAAAGCUGGUUGUUUCUGUGUCCAAAUAUAUCGUCUCACAAGGAAUUUUGAUCCUGGAACAUAUACAGUCUAUUGAAUCACCUUCAAAAAACGCCUUCCACUCUCCUAAAACCACGAUUGAUGUGAAACCCAACUUGUUAUUGGGAGCACUCAAGCAUACCGAUAUUGACGUUGGAAACUGGAUCAAUGUCAUAGGCUAUGUGAGGCAACAGCCACCAGUACCCAAGGAGAAUUCGCGUAAAAGAACGAACGAAGAUGCUCAGGUCUACAUUGAAGCAGUGAUGAUUAUACCUGCCGGCCCUAUUCGAAUCGGAGAAUAUGAAAAAAUUGUAGCUGAGUCAAGGGAUGUGAAUAGAAGACUUAAAAUGCCCAACAACAAUGGCCCAGGUUAA